Molecule: messenger RNA, 2659 nt
Organism: Peromyscus californicus insignis
Lineage: Eukaryota; Metazoa; Chordata; Mammalia; Rodentia; Cricetidae
Gene: Htr3a
Product: 5-hydroxytryptamine receptor 3A
Exons: 8
Coding region: 670-2160 (496 amino acids)
Biological process (GO): signal transduction; regulation of membrane potential; nervous system process
Cellular component (GO): neuron projection; synapse; postsynaptic membrane
Molecular function (GO): neurotransmitter receptor activity; extracellular ligand-gated monoatomic ion channel activity; transmembrane signaling receptor activity
Source: RefSeq, a predicted model, not a curated record
AGGAGGGCUGAAGGAGGGUUGGCUAUCUCACUGCUGAUGAGGGAGAAAGAGAAAGCAUUCUAAGGUAUGAGGUCAGAUUAAGUGGUUUGAGAAGUUGAGCUCAAGUGAGUCCUCUGCUGAGAAAGGGGUGGGGUGGUUUCUGUCUGUAAGAAAUAAAUAGGUGCUGAGAGGUUCCCAUUCUCUUUGCCUUGCUUUUCAACUUAUCAAAUGGAAGCAGCUAUGGACCUGUGAGCUCAUUUAGUCCACUUUUUCUUCUUAUAGCUACAGUCCAGAGCGGGAGAAUAAUGCACUUAGGGUCGCCCUGCUGGUCAGCAGCAGAGUGGGUAGCAGGACCACUUUACAUUUUCUUUCUUCUGCUGGUUUUGUUGCUUGGGUCCUGUAGGCUUUCUCCUCCCCUAGGCUCCUCCAAGGCUCACCUCCAGUAAUAUUAAACUUCCCUGCCCUUCCUACCCAAUCCUCUCCUGUCUGCCUCAGAAACAGGGUGUUUGGCUACAUGGGUCCUGGGUCCUUCUAUUGCCGACCACAUUCAGCCCCACAGAAAAGUUCCUUCUACACAGCUGUGUUGCAGCACCCUGGGGGACAGUGAGAAGGAUGCCACCAAGGGGUGGGACUGAAAGCUAGGGGUAGGAUGCUCUUCUCUGCAAGCUGGCGUUGGGAGAAGCAGGGUACAUGGAUCAGAAGCAAGCCGCAUGUGCCAGUUGGAGGGCGGCCACCCGGGCCCGCAACACCACCCUUCCCGCUCUGCUCAGGCUGUCUGAUCAUCUCCUGGUCAACUACAGGAAGGGGGUGCGGCCCGUGCGGGACUGGAGAAAGCCUACUACCGUGUCCAUCGAUGUCAUCAUGUAUGCCAUCCUCAACGUGGAUGAGAAGAACCAGGUGCUGACCACCUACAUCUGGUACCGGCAGUUCUGGACUGAUGAAUUUCUGCAGUGGACUCCCGAGGACUUUGACAAUAUCACCAAAUUGUCCAUCCCCACAGACAGCAUCUGGGUCCCUGACAUUCUCAUCAAUGAGUUUGUGGACGUGGGGAAGUCUCCGAGCAUCCCUUAUGUGUACGUGCAUCAUCAAGGUGAAGUCCAAAACUACAAGCCCCUCCAGGUGGUGACCGCCUGUAGCCUGGACAUCUAUAACUUCCCCUUUGAUGUGCAGAACUGCUCUUUGACCUUCACCAGCUGGCUGCAUACCAUCCAGGACAUCAACAUUUCCCUGUGGCGAUCACCAGAAGAAGUGAGGUCAGACAAGAGCGUCUUCAUGAAUCAGGGCGAGUGGGAGUUGCUGGGAGUGCUGACCCAGUUUCAGGAGUUCAGUAUGGAAACCAGUAGCAGCUAUGCCGAAAUGAAGUUCUAUGUGGUCAUCCGCCGGCGGCCUUUGUUCUACGCAGUCAGUCUCCUGCUGCCCAGUAUCUUCCUCAUGGUUGUCGACAUUGCGGGCUUUUGCCUGCCCCCAGACAGUGGCGAGAGAGUCUCCUUCAAGAUCACACUCCUUCUGGGAUACUCAGUCUUUCUCAUCAUUGUGUCAGACACACUGCCGGCAACGGCCAUCGGCACUCCCCUCAUUGGUAAGGCCUCCCCCAGGCAAGAGUGCACUGUGAUGUGGACUUGCUCCUGCCCUCAGUGUAUCUCUUUCUCUGGCUCAGGUGUCUACUUUGUGGUGUGCAUGGCUCUGCUGGUGAUAAGCCUUGCCGAGACCAUCUUCAUCGUGCGGCUGGUGCACAAGCAGGACCUACAGCGGCCAGUACCGGCCUGGCUCAGGCACCUGGUCCUAGAGAAAACAGCCUGGCUGCUCUGUCUAGGGGAGCAGCAGCCCAUGGCCCAUAGGCACCCAGCCACCUUCCAAGCCAACAAGACUGAGGACUGCUCAGCCAUGGGAAACCACUUCAGCCAUGUUGGGGGACCCCAGGACUUGGAGAAGACCCUGAGGGGCAGAAGUAGCCCUCCUCCACCACCUAGAGAGGCCUCACUGGCUGUGCGUGGGCUCUUGCAAGAGCUAUCCUCCAUCCGCCACUUCCUGGAGAAGCGGGAUGAGAUGCGGGAGGUGGCUCGGGACUGGCUGAGAGUGGGAUACGUGCUCGACAGGCUGCUCUUCCGAAUCUACCUUUUGGCUGUGCUGGCCUACAGCAUCACCCUGGUCACACUCUGGUCCAUUUGGCAUUAUUCUUGAGUGAGCACAACCCGGCAUGGUAUAUGGGACUGGUUAGGCUAAGGAUGGAGGAUUUCCCCUUAGGUCCUUCAUUCUGUUUCCAACACCAAUUAGUCUGAGCAAUCCCAUACCAGUGUCUGAACCCUUGGCCCCAAAAUUUAGUGCUGAAGAUGCAUUCUGCCUCCCCCACUUUAUUCCCAACCUCCCUACUAUGGCUUUAAAGCAUGAUAUCCUAGUUCAAGACAAACCAAGUACCCUCUAACUUUACCCAUCAACGCGUUGGGGCUCGGUUUCCUUUGCAGUACUUUCCUGAUUAAAGCCCUUGGAACUGCUCAUUUCCACAAAAUUUGGUUUUUGCUCAAAGAAAAACUAAUCCUCUAUCAUAGGUGCCUGAGAUUUCUAAAUUCAUUUUAUCCAGCCCCUAAUGGCUCUCUUUUCAGCUCACCUGUGGCCACUUCCCUAGCACUCAGCUUUGUCAGCCAAUGGGGAAAGGAGGAUAAUAAAGCACAGUGAUAUCUUA